CAAAUGCUUUGUAUUGGGGACGCGUUGUUAUGGAGGUGAAAUCAAGCUGAACACAGGAGAUCAAAGGUGGAUUAGUUUGUACUUAUAUAAAUUAUUAGAAUAGUUAAAAUUAGUAUGAACUACAGUACUGCGCUAAAAUAAAGCGAAUUUGGCCGAGACAGUCUCGCUACUCUUAGUGUUGGUGCAGCUAGUAAGCUAAUGUUAGCCAGCUGGGUAACUAGCUGACCUAGCUACCGUAGCCAGACCGCUAGAUUGAUAUCGCGUUUUUUGUCUUCUAGCUAGCUAAUUAAAUAGAUAAUGUCCACGACUGAACGGUUGAAUACAUUGAGAGAGCGCAACAAAGACUUGUUGAGGCAACUGAGGCUCCACACUGAAAGACUACUGACCAUCACCGGCACCAGCUUUAGCUGGCAGGGUGAUUCAAAACGGACAGCACAAAAAGAGUCAACAAAAGGCCCAGGUCAAAUUGAAGGAACCGCCUCCCCUGCAGAAUCCAUGGUGACAAUAAUGAAUUUUGAACCAGGCACUGCAAGGUUUGCUCUCGGCAACCCGUCUGCCCAGUUCCAGGAGAGAGAAAACAUCGCGACACAGGCAACAAUAGCCCCACUUGGAACUGGAGGUAGCAAGGAGCUAACAAGCUAGCCAACUACAGCACUGUGAGGCAGUGGAACCUGUUACUCUGUGUGAGACCUUGAUGCCAUCUCUUACAGGAAACAAGCUUCUACAGAAAUCUGCAGAACACACAGCUGUUUACACAGGACUUCUUCAGGACCGAGGCAGCGGCCAUCCUGAAGAUGUUGUCAGAUCGAUUGACAUUAGGAGGUCCUGUACCCGGCCCACUCUCUUCCAUAAGGAGAGUGAAAACGUGAGCAAAACGGAGGAGGGUCGAGUCACAUUCCAAUCCCCUCCGCUGGAGCAGACGUCAGCCUCAGACAGACAUCGGCUGCAGCCUUUACUGGGCUACGACUGGAUAGCAGGGAUUGUGGAUGCUGAGAGUUCCUUGACAGAACGCUCCGAGCAGUUCUUCAGCGAUCUGCGCACCUUCCGGCAAGUCAACAGAGACGAGUGUGUCCACCGCCAACAAGAUGGAUUAUCUGAGGAGGACCCCUCACCUCCACCACUGUCUAUAGAGGAGGAAGGCCUACAGGGCGCUAUGGACACCCACCAGUGUACAUUCUGUUACCGGAUCAACAGUCGACUCUUCCCAACACCGUUGGACACUCGUGAGUCGUGCUCCGUGUGUCGCAAGCCCAAAUCCCAAGUCCCCCACACGACGGCCGCGCCGGCCUUUAUCAGGGUCAGCAUCCCUCGCUCCACACUGUUGCCAGCCUACCAAUACAAAGCCCAUCGGAGGGGUAGCUUUGAUCCUUCUGACAGCCUGGGUCUACCUUCUCACUGCCUGUCUGGCUGGUCCAACACAGUCCCUGGCACCGGGCCACAGCUCAGCAGCCUGGAUCUGAGGAGCUCUGUGAACGAGACGGCAGUCACAUCCCUUUUCCCUUCAAUGCAACAGCAGCUGGAUCUCUCCGUUUCCAGAGUGUCUGGUAGUCAGCGCUCUGAUGUGCUGCUUGACGUAUCUCGUUUGGCCCGCUACCGGUUCCAGCGACGGCCUCACAACAGCAAACCACAGCAAAGCACAUCAUACCCAGUGUUUUGACAACCACACAGCACAUCAUAACCUGUGUUUAAUAUGAAAAGCCCAUUUGAUUCUUUGUUUAUAAUGCUGAGAUAUAGUAUGGUACCAUAUAAUGCUAUGUAAUUUGCUUCUGUGAGAUAUCAUCAAUCACUAUGUUGUUUUUCACCAAAUAAAAUGACCUUUUA
Molecule: messenger RNA, 1821 nt
Organism: Esox lucius (northern pike)
Lineage: Eukaryota; Metazoa; Chordata; Actinopteri; Esociformes; Esocidae
Gene: miip
Product: migration and invasion inhibitory protein
Exons: 9
Coding region: 695-1657 (320 amino acids)
Biological process (GO): negative regulation of G2/M transition of mitotic cell cycle; negative regulation of cell migration
Source: RefSeq, a predicted model, not a curated record